Penicillium odoratum is the source of this 309-nucleotide messenger RNA. RefSeq lists its product as uncharacterized. NCBI's taxonomy places the organism in Eukaryota, Fungi, Ascomycota, Eurotiomycetes, Eurotiales, Aspergillaceae. Bases 1 to 309 code for a protein of 102 amino acids. The record is from RefSeq and is a predicted model, not a curated record. The transcript has a single exon.
AUGCGUUCCUGGUUAAACGGGCGACAUUGGAGCUCUGCUGCACAUGACAUCGCCUCCUUGACCGUGGACCAGCUGCGAAAGGCCGCAGACGCCAUAUCUUCUGGCCAAAAAGUCGAUGACCCAGUUCUUCGGCGCCUUCAACAACACAUUCUAACUAUUGGUAUGCAUGUUCCUGGAUCUUUCUCCCAGAAACUGAGGAUGCGCUCUGAGAUUCGAGGCUUGAUUAUUCGGUAUGGAAUGCCUGCCUUCUGGAUUACCAUUAACCCCUCGGACUUACGGAAUCCCCUUGUCCUAAUCUGGCGGGCGUAG